This is a messenger RNA of Charadrius vociferus (killdeer), 1218 nucleotides long. Its product is annotated as transcription elongation factor A protein 3-like. The transcript has 12 exons. NCBI's taxonomy places the organism in Eukaryota, Metazoa, Chordata, Aves, Charadriiformes, Charadriidae. Gene Ontology annotation, biological process: DNA-templated transcription; transcription elongation by RNA polymerase II. Gene Ontology annotation, cellular component: nucleus. The record is from RefSeq and is a predicted model, not a curated record. Gene Ontology annotation, molecular function: zinc ion binding; nucleic acid binding. Bases 1 to 1218 code for a protein of 405 amino acids.
AUGGACCCCCCCCUCUCCGAGCCCUCCACCACCCCGAAGAAGGAGAAGGACGCGGAUGGGGAGAAGGAGAAGAAGGAGAAGGGGCUGGAUUUUCCCAGCUGCCCCAACGAAGGGGCGAAGCACCCCAAGAGCCCGGCCGAGAAGCACAAGGAGAAGCACAAGGAGAGAGAGUCCAGCAACGGCCGGAGCCCCGCUACGUCCUCCAAGAAGUCAUCUCUGGAUGGCAAGAAAGAGAGGAGAGACUCUGCAGACUCGAGGUCCUCCACCACCUCGUCCAUCUCCUCUUCCUCCCCACAGAAGAGACCAUCGGGGGAGCGGAGAACAUCUGUGGGCACCAGCCCCUCGCCAGCUCCCGCCGCCUCCCGGAGAAACUCCAGCGACAGCAAGGAGGAAAGCCCCUGCCUCCUGGCCCCCUGCUAUCUCACGGGGGACUCGGUGAGGGACAAAUGCAUCGAGAUGCUGACGGCCGCCCUCCGCAUGGAUGACGACUACAAGGAGUUCGGCGUCAACUGCGAGAAGAUGGCAUCGGAGAUCGAAGACCAUAUCUUCCAGGAGCUGAAGAGCACGGACAUGAAGUAUCGCAACCGGGUGCGGAGCAGGAUCAGCAACCUGAAGGACCCCAAGAACCCCAACCUGCGGAGGAACGUGCUGUGUGGGGCCAUCCUGCCCAGUCUCAUCGCCCGCAUGACUGCCGAGGAGAUGGCCAGCGAUGAGCUGAAGGAGCUGAGGAACACCAUGACCCAGGAGGCCAUCCGGGAGCAUCAGAUGGCCAAGACGGGCGGCACCGUCACCGACCUCUUCCAGUGCGGCAAGUGCAAGAAGAAGAACUGCACCUACAACCAGGUGCAGACGCGCAGCGCCGAUGAGCCCAUGACGACAUUCGUGCUGUGCAACGAAUGUGGGAACCGCUGGAAGGUGCAGACGCGCAGCGCCGAUGAGCCCAUGACGACAUUCGUGCUGUGCAACGAAUGUGGGAACCGCUGGAAGGAGGAGUGGGAUGGAGCCUCGUGGCACCGUGCCCGUCCCUCGCCACCACCAGCUUCUCCCAGCGGCUCUGUUUGGCGGCAGCGAGAUGUGACGGGGACGCAGGUAAAGGUCACGGUGACCGGGGGUGACCGUGGCGGAGGGAUGAAGGUGUUCGUCCUGAGCCUGCGCCAGCGGAGGAGGACGGCGGAGCUGUCGAAUGAACCGAUCGUUAAUUUUUUAAUCUUGGGCUGA